Molecule: messenger RNA, 3114 nt
Organism: Hermetia illucens (black soldier fly)
Lineage: Eukaryota; Metazoa; Arthropoda; Insecta; Diptera; Stratiomyidae
Exons: 8
Coding region: 464-1363 (299 amino acids)
Biological process (GO): regulation of cell differentiation
Cellular component (GO): membrane
Source: RefSeq, a predicted model, not a curated record
GGUGUGUCACAAGGACAAACCGAGACGUGUCCAGACUCUGCUUGUAUUUGGUGGCCCAUUCAUAAAAUUAGGGAGGUGACGACUGAGCCGAUAUAACUUAAGAAGGUUUGCAAAUUGAGAUUUUCGUGGGUGUCGGGAAUUUUUAUCGCAGUAUCAUCUGUGGGCCUAUUUAGGAUGAAAACCGAACCGGAGUAGUGCGUAUUUUUGUAUCAAAAGUGGUUAGAGCAUCGUUGGUGGCACACUAAAUUUUUUUUGGCAUGCACUUAAAUUUAACUCAUGAGCGACUUUAAGCACCGCUUCCUUAACAGAAUUUCGCCUCAAGUCCGGUAAAUUUUAUCUCGGGGUUUAUAAUUGCGGUCGUAGUGAACAUUGUGCUUAUCUCGGUCUGUCGUAUAUUCAUAUAUAAGCUGAGUUUCUUAUUUUGGUUACCUCCUAAGUGAAUCAAUUGACUUUCGCAAUCAAAAUGUUUUCCAUGUGCUCGAAGCCCAGACCAAGAACACCUCCUCAUAUUGUCCAGCACUCCCAGCUCGGUCCAGUUGGGAAACAAAUUAAAGGAGGAUAUCUGCUACGAUAUAAAAAGCACCUCCUAUGGAACCGUUGGUCGGAAGAGUGGGUGGUUCUUUACGAUGACUCGACAAUGGCCUGGUUUACGGAACGAGGGCGUUCGUCACCGGCUGGAAAAAUUCUCGUCAAAGAAGCGCCUGAGAUGCUAGCAAUUGCACAUUGGACUGGACAAAUACCAAAAAGGCCUCCACUUCCAGAUGGUUGCAAAGUUACUCAACUGAUAGCAUUGGGAUCAAGAAGGAAAAGGUCAAAAGUCUAUUGGAUGCUGGCGAAAUCGGAGCAAGAAGUCAGUGAGUGGAUCAAUGCCAUAACGAAAACGCUGCCGCCGCCACCACAAAUCGAACUGGUAGUGGAUAAACCGCAUCUUAUGAACGUCCUACGUAGACCUUUGGUACGAAUAAGACCUGCCACAACAGGAGAGGUAAAAGCAAGAAAGUCACAUUCAACACAAAACUGCCUCGUGCAAAAUCCUCUAGUUAAAAGCGAUGCUGCCGUUGCAAUACUUAGCAAAAAAAUAGACUCAAAAGGAUCAUUGGCUUGCGCCCUACCUUGGGGUCAUGGUUGGGGUUGGGCAACACUUCCUAACGGUGUGUGGAGUGGAGGUCUUACAUGGUCACAAUGCGAGGAUACAUUUACGUUACAUGCGCUGCCCACAACACACUGCACAAAUCUACUGGGGGCUUCCAGUGCAGCCAUUUACCAUGCAGACAUCGGAGGAUUCGACUUCCAUACCGGCGUGGAAGACCUUGGCGGCGAGGAUUUCGACUACGCUAUGGACUGUGGCGAUUUUAUAUUUUAAAUGAAGCAAAGUAUCUAAUUUCACGAACGGCGUUCUAAUCGAAAAAGGAAACUCAACGAUAGUAAAAUUGAAGUUAAUUCCUGCCAGUCGUGUGAUACGUGACUGCGUUUGGGACCCACAUUCGAAAGAAAAUCGCAAAAGUAAAUAACCAUUAAAAAAAUAGAAAAGAUUGUUGCACGUGCCAACAGAGAAGGGUGAAUCGACAAGACUAUAGGCUACACGAAAAAGGAUCUAUAUAUUUUGCAAUAUUUUCCUUUUCAUAAAAGAGGAAAAAUUUCAGAACGUCCCAUCGGAAGGAGCAAAUUUUAUAAGAAAAAUCUCGUUUUGUUAAGUUAACGACGCUGAAUCCAUCGAUUUUUCAUUGUUUCCUAUUGAGUGCGUCUCGUCGGAAGCGACGACGAAGAUAAGGGAAAACUUCAUCAUUGAGAAUCAACUGAACUAACAAAUCGUCUUCUUAUCCCUCCUAGAACAUGAACAUGAAACUCAUCCCCUUUCCCGUUUUUGGGCAAAAGGGACGCGGACAAUGACGUGAGUAGUAGAAUGGAUUUUUGUGUAAUUUUUGUAUAAGACUUUAAAAUGUGCUGCCCAAAAUUAAGAUAAACAACUAACUACAACGUAAGCUCCACAUGAAGUGGAAACAUUGAGCAAGGUGAACAGGACUACCGACGCAGGAUAAUCAGGAUUGAGUUAAGCUGGGUGAUCAUUUGUUCCCAAAGCCUGUGUAAGCUAAGAAAACCGCAUUGGGAUUUCACUCGAUAAUAGCAAUCUAGGGAAUGAAUGAUUCCCAGCUUAGCUAAGAAUUCAAUUUGCAUUACUUUAAUGAUAUGUAUGUAUGUAUAUGUAACUGAAACCGUUAUUAUAAAUUUAGUCUUUAUAAUAGUUGUAAUUUUAGUGAUUUCGAAUGGAGUAUUCUUACCGAAUUCGUAGAGCAUUUGAUAAAUAGAUUUUCUAAAAACUCAACGUAAGGAGCAGCAUUAUAACCGAAACCUCUUUCAUAUUUGUAAAAAAGUAACCAACAUUUUUAUAUGCAUUUUUUUUGGACGAACAACCGUAUUAAUUAUUAGAUACUGCAUACAGAAAAAAAGAUACAUAGCAAGUCAGCCUUCGAAAAUCGUGAAAACAAAGAGUUCGAAUUACGCCUAGUGUGCUACCGUAAUCAUUACUGCAAACCAAUCGUUAAAUUGUGCCUGAAAAAUCGAAACGGAAAACUGAAAAGAAAAGAUUAAUUACAAGGAACAGGAAUGAAAAGAUACAAUCAUUUCAUAAACUAUGAUUUGUGAUUUUGCUGCUCAAAUAUAAUAAUAUUUGGUUACCUCCCGGAAAUGUCGAAAAUCGCUGUUAAACUUAGCAAUCAUAUCAACACUACAACGCUCCGUUAUUAGGGACAACGUAACAAGGAACACAUACGUAUGUAUGCACUGUAGUCGUGUUUAGUUUCAAACUUAAUUAGGAAUACUUUAUAUGAGAAUGUAGAUGCGUUUUUCCUACUCUUUGGUAAUUAUUUGGAUGAUUUAUAUAUACAGACGUUUGGAGGCAAAUUUAUCUGAAAGGAAUAAGUUUCGGGAUCAAACGCAAUUAUUUUUAAUGACGGGCUCGGCAUUGAUAUAAAAGAAAACUAUUAUUUACUCCUAAUUAGUUCCAGAAAAGCCAAUAAAUCCGAUUGCAAGGAUGUUCAAUCGACUAUCUCCGCCCUCUAUGGAUAUAUCCGAAAUUUGAGUCUUAUUUUCAUCACUACCAAACAAAUUUUCUCA